UCCUUAUUACGGCGGCGGUGGGGGGCUCUGCCCACUGCCUCUCGGCGCCGCUCGCACCGCCGCGGCGGGGGGGUGGGGGGUCCGCGCCGCACCAUGGGCAGCCAGGGCUCUAAGGCGGCCAAGGCGGAGGGCAGCGACCCACCGGGGGAGAAUGCAGCCGUCGCCGAGCCCUCCAAAGCCAACGGGCAGGAGAACGGCCACGUGCGGCUCAACGGGGACAUGACGCCUAAAGCGGGGGGUGACCCGACGCCCCUCAACGGCGCCGGCUCCGCCGAACCCCCCCGGGAGGACGGAACGGGCGGGGCGGGCGGUGAGGACACCAUCGAACCGGCACCGCCCGCAGACGGCGGGGAGGCGAAGCCCGAAGGAGCCGCGGCCCCCAAAGAGACCCCCAAGAAGAAGAAGAAGUUCUCCUUCAAGAAAUCCUUCAAGCUGAGCGGGAUCUCCUUUCGGAAGAACAAGAAGGACGACGGGGACUCCGCCGCGUCCUCCCCCACGGAGGAGCAGAGCAAAGCGGAGCCCAAAGCGGAGGAGGACCCCGCGAGCGGAACCGCCCCCCAGGAGGAGCGGAGCGGCGAGGGGCAGAGCGGGGCCGAGCCCAAAGGGGCCGACGGGGGGCAGGGCGAGGAGGAGGAGAAGCCGCCCGCGGAGACCGGGGGGGACGCGGCCGCCGCCCAGCAGCCCCCCGAGCCCACGGCGGCCGAACCCACGGCGGCGGCGGAGCAGAAUGAGGAGUAGAGCCCGGUGCUGCACUAAGACUAAUUGUCCCUUCAGCCCCGUGACCCCACGCACGGACUGUGCCGUUCCCACACCGCCCACCCGACGCAGAACUGACGGCGCUCCCUGAGCCCCACCCCCCAUCCUCGUGGCCUCCCCCCCCCCCCCCACCGAACCCCCGGCACCGCUCGAGCCGCUCGAGUCCCCGACAGCUCCAACAUCACCGCCCGUGGCCACAACUGGGAUUUACAGUCUGUAGGAGCCCGGAGCCCCACACACGGACUGCUCGGAUCCUCUGCCCGUCGCCACCCCCCGGUUCUGCCUUCAUUCAUUCCAAGUAUUUCGUGCUUUUUUUUAUAGAACCCGAGUGCUUUCCGAGCUGAUCUGCCCGGGCUGGGGUCGGUCGGUUGGUUUUUGUUAUCAACUCUUCACUUCUGGCUUAAAAUCCCUAACGUUCUGUAAGUGCGCUGUGUUUAAUUCUGCUGCCGUGGGGUGGGGGGGUUGGGGUGCUGUACGAUGUGAAGCGAUGCUGUCUCCUCUGUAAAUAAGUUUUUUAAUGGCCACAACACAGGAUCUGCAGUUUUCUAACUCCUGGAUGAAGAGAAAAGAAGGAGGAAUAAAAAAAGGCUGUAUGGGUUCUAUUGUAACGUUUGAAAGGAAUAAAUGGUGAUCCCUUCACGGG
Messenger RNA from Coturnix japonica (Japanese quail), 1399 nucleotides. RefSeq names its product MARCKS like 1 (gene MARCKSL1). Gene Ontology annotation, biological process: actin filament organization; central nervous system development. NCBI's taxonomy places the organism in Eukaryota, Metazoa, Chordata, Aves, Galliformes, Phasianidae. Gene Ontology annotation, cellular component: cytoplasm; plasma membrane. The record is from RefSeq and is a predicted model, not a curated record. Gene Ontology annotation, molecular function: actin filament binding; calmodulin binding.